AUGAUGACCUCAUCUCGUCCCCGCGAUGUCGCCAGCAGUUUCGCAAACCGGCGGGGUCAUGCUAAUCAGCUUUCCAUAUCCGACACCAAUCACCACAUCACCGAGACGAUAGGUACCUUGUACGGCGACGACGAUGACUACCAGACACAACCACACGACUCGCGGCCCAUGAGCUUCAUCGCUUCCCCGUAUGGGGGCGAGCAAAUCAGCCGCCACCUGUCCUCCUCCCCUGAGGAGUCGCGACUCAGACAAGUCCGCUCACAUUCGGAUAACGAUGUUGAGCAGGUCUCGGCACCUUCGACUGCAAACGGAAGCGCGGCCAAGAAAUCUCACCCACUUCCGAACCGAAUGCCGAGUGAAAGAAGCUUGUCGGGAGGCCAACACUCACCCAGAUCACCGUUGUCUCCGACUUUGCGUGAAAUGACGGGCGAAGAGGGGUCACAAUUCCCCAUGGGCAACAUCGAGAAUGCGAACGACAUAGCCAAGGAGUUCAACAAUCUUCAGGCCCUGAGGCGCAUGUCCAUGGAUGUCUCUAACAACUCCGACCCAGAUCUGCUGCCCUUUUCCGGUGUCUCUCUGAUGGCAAUGCCCUCGAUUGCGCCACAAGGCGACGAUGAUGAAGGCGAUCCAUCUCGAUUGCUUUGGGUGCCUGCCGGUGUUCAUCCCGAACUAGCACCGACUGAGUUCAAAAACUUCCUCGAAAAGCGAGUCCAAUCAAUUAAGAGGAGGUCCAGCGAGUCCAAUUCGUCCCUUUCUGUAGACGGCUUAGACAGAAGCAACAGCGGGCUAAGAAGGAAAAAAUCCAUGCUAUCCAGGCAAAUCGACAAUGUCGGCGGACGUGCGGCUGAAGGCUACAUGGAUGGCGCAGAGCGCUUGAAGAGAAGGGACUCAUCGGGCUACGCAACCCCUGAGGGCUUAAGUCUAGAUGAACUUGUCAACGACCCUACGAAGGCUGUACAGAAACUCACCUUGGAAUCUCAACAACCUAGUGGUGACAACGAGGCUGAUAGGCCAAUACUGCCAAUGCCACCUGGUAUGGGCCUCAAGCGGUCGACUCGGACACAGUACCGUAAGGGUGGGAGUCUCCGGGACACCAAAGGUUCUGGCAGGGGGGCAAGUUACAAAACCCGUAUGGCUGCGCGAAUCAACGAAGAGGCUGGUGGUGAUGGUAAUGCCACGGCAUCUCCGGUGGAUGCGCCCAAAGGGCACACAUUAUCACGAAUACAAUCUGAACCCGUAGGAGCUGCUGCUGAUAGUUCUUCGCGGCCUUCGCGGUCAGUCCGGAGGCAGCAACCUUUCACGAGAGAAACUAGUGGUAACCAGUCGGAUGGGCCACAACAAGCAUAUCAGGAUACAAUUUCCGAGGAGGCUAUAGACACUAGCCAUUCGGAUGUUAGUGAAGGUCUUCAUUCGCCUCACCCAUUAAUCCCACAAAUCAUUGAGACACCAGCUGUUGAAGAACCUUUGGCGUCACAGCCCGCGCCUCAAUCGAGCCCUUAUCCGGAGCGGUCCUCCUCUCAGAGUGCCAAUGCGCAGCCCUCCCUGGAAUACAAUCAAGUUCCCGAGGAGCCCCCCGCUCGGUCAAGCAGACGACCAAAUUACGGGCAGCUCCAAGCUCAGCAGCAGCAGCAGCAGCAGCAGCAGCAGCCACAGCCUGUCCCACAAUCGCAUCAGAAAACCGAUCAUAGUUCAAAUGAUGUCGUUCAGCAACCGUCACCGUUGCCUGGAGCCAAUUCCACCAGAACUGAUAGUCUAACUUUUAUCCCAACAUUUGCCGCUUCUGAAGAGAGGAAGACGGAUAAGAAGGGUAAGAAAGAUUCCGGUAGCGGUUGGGGUAAAUGGGGAAUCUUCAAGAGUGAUGACAAGGACAAGAAAAAGAAGGAAGAAAAGAAGGACAAGGAAGACGAGAACAGGAGGUCAAAAACAAAGGUGGUCGUGGAGAAAACACAUGAUAAUGUUCGCUUGGAUGUCCUACAAACCUCAAUUGAUAAUGUCAAGCAGAAAGGUCGGGAGAGUCUCCUGUUGGAACGCGAAAGCGCAGACGACAAGUUGGAAGAGGAAAGGAGGAAGGAAAGCCAUCGCAAGAGUGACUCGAAGAAAGAAAAGGACGGUUUUCUUUCCAACAUCUUCGGCGGCAAAAAGAAAGGAGACAGAGAAUCAGGUGGGAGAAAGUCACAGGGCCAGUGUGCCCUUUCCCCGGAGCCAGCGCCGUGGAGAGAGCUCGUGCCGGAUACAGAUUAUCACUGGACCAGAUUUCCCAUACUGGAGGAGCGUGCUAUCUACAGGAUGGCUCACAUCAAACUGGCAAAUCCCCGGCGUGCACUGCAUAGCCAAGUUCUGCUCAGCAAUUUUAUGUACGCUUAUCUGGCCAAGGUCCAAGCGAUGCAUCCCCAAAUCCAAGUACCACAAUCGCCUCAGCAGAAAAGACUUCAGGAGGAAGAAAGAAAACGACGAGAGCAGCAGCAGCAGCAGCAGCAGCAGCAACAGCAGCAGCAACAGUACCUGGAACAGCAGCAGUAUUUGGAGCAACAACAAUACUUGGAACAGCAACAGCAAGCUCAAGAUAAUAACAUGGGUCAAUACGAAUUUGAGUACCACCGGUCAUCAAAUGCAUAUGGUGACUCACACCCGCAGCAGACAGGAGACUAUCCUGAAGAUGCUGAGGUGUACGACUACGAACAUGGCAAAGAUCAAUAUGAUGGUCACGGUGGUUACCAGCAAGAUGAUCGGCGACGCAACGACCAGGAUGACAUGUGGUGA
Truncatella angustata is the source of this 2760-nucleotide messenger RNA. RefSeq lists its product as uncharacterized. The coding region runs from base 1 to 2760 and encodes 919 amino acids. The record is from RefSeq and is a predicted model, not a curated record. The transcript has 3 exons. NCBI's taxonomy places the organism in Eukaryota, Fungi, Ascomycota, Sordariomycetes, Amphisphaeriales, Sporocadaceae. Gene Ontology annotation, cellular component: cell septum; cytoplasm. Gene Ontology annotation, biological process: positive regulation of G2/M transition of mitotic cell cycle; establishment of cell polarity.